AUGACUUGUAGACAUAGGGCAAACAAUUACUUUUUCGAGAGACCACCGGUUUUGGAAUAUGUUUCAAAUAAUUCAAACAAUCUCAAUUGCGUUGAUUGUUUGAAUUCUGUGAUUUGUAACAAUUCUCUUGAAAUUGAUGCUCGCGAUGCAUAUAUCAGCAAAUUCUUAAAAUAUUUCGAGAGUUCAAAAGUCCAUAAUGAGCCGAUGGUUUGCAGACAGAGUAUACUGGAAAAAUUAGUUAAGCAUUUAUUGGUUAUUCUUCCAAUAGCCAAGUCUUCGUUUGCUCAUAGGAUAUUGUCAGUUCUGAAGUGCAUUUUCUGUACUGCUACUGAACAGAUGAGAAAGAAUAUCAUGACAAAUCUUUAUUACCAGAUUACUUAUUUAUCUGAUAAAAACCAAGACUACACCUGCUAUUUAGAAGCAUUCUGCACUUUGCUGGACGAUUUGACAAUUCGUGACGUGCAGUGCACAGACACUUUAACAAAUUUUGUUUGCUCCUUGCUCAGAGUAAUCUACUCUUCUCUCAAUGAGUCCACCAUUCAUUAUAUGGAUUCACUUCUAAAAUGCCUGCCAAGAGGAUGUCUUGAAUCAGUGAAAAUUUAUUUAAAGAAGGUUUUGGAAGUUAUUUCAAAGAAUAAAAGCCACAAAGUUGUGGAGGCAGGAUUAGGUUGCCUCCUGAAACUCUGUUGUAUAUGUAAUGGAAGCUUUGCUGAUAUUCGCUCAUGCAGGGAGUUCCCAGUUGCUUUGCGUGCUCUACUCAGUUCCCAUGAUGAAAUUAUAAAAGAAAUAACGAUCAAUUUUAUCGAAUUUUUACUUUGUACAUUUGGAGAAAAGGCAUCUAUGUUCGUCUGUACUUGUGGAGUUGUUGAACUUCUGUUUGAUGCUAUUUCGCCUAAGAAGCCUUACUGCAGCACCAUUUUAAAGUGCCUAGAAAGGAUAGGCCCACGAACAGAAAUUACAGCUUCUAGUUUUCUGCCUUAUGGAAUUUGUCAAAUUAUUACAAUUAUGAAUUCACCCCAGCAAUAUAGACCCCGUGUUAUUUUUAGAAGUAUAAGCUUAUUAAACACCUAUAUUGUGCAUUACACUGGUGCCGUAGAUUUAUUCAUAUCUUCAUCAAGCUUCAAACAACUAUUACUGAUUAUGACUGACAUUUUGGAAAACUGUGAUGCUGAGUUAGGACUGACUGGAACCAUUUGUGUAGCUAAUGCCUUCAAGUAUGGGAGACAAACCAUUGAUAUACCAGUUGAAGAGCUGAACAAGUUCCUGAAUUCUGUUGGAAGUGUUUUACAUAAAAAAUCUCACGAUUCAAAACGUGAGGUACUGAAAUCAACCAGCGAAGAUGACGAACAUGCUGAACUAGAUAAGGGAGUUAUAGGAUAUUCUCCACUAUGUUCAAUGUUGGCUGCUACGUCGAGUUUACUCCACAGUAUGCACAGUUACUUGUACUCUGGGAGGAACAUACACUUGAAACAACCUGAACACAUUGUGGAAGUCGAACUAUCUUUGGCACAUAUAUUCUUCGUAGUAGUAAUGAAUGCUUUCUCUCAUUUAGACACGAAGAACAUCACUUCUGAGUUUGUAUCUACACUUAUGGAAGUAACGGCAAUGUACACGUAUGGUGUUUGUCAAAAUGUCGUGGUUGCUGAAGUCAUCAAGUCUUGUAAACAAACGCAUAGACAUUUUGAGAAAUUUAGGAGCUGUGUAUCAUACGUUUUAGAGAGUAAAAUUCGUAAAAGUUUUAGCUUACUACUUCCAUUUGUUUAUAAGAUCUGCUUUUGGGUUGACGAAGAGAAGUUUGCCAGUGCUUCUAGCUGUUUCGGUAUUGCCAGUCACAAAAUUACAUACACUACGAAAGAAGCUUUAUUAACUAUGGUGACAAUAAACUCCAGUACAUUCAGCAAUCUCGGAUUGAUUUCAGAAACGACUAAAAGUUUAGCAAGUUUUCUGGGAGACGAUGACUUGAUUAUGUGGGCAAGUCUUUUACUUCAUGGAUUUAGACAUCUUUCAGGAGCAGAUUACGAGUAUCUUGGAAAAUAUUUGGGACUGAAUAUGUAUGAAGAAGAUUGCGUAGAUAUUUGCACUUCAGCUGUUUCAGUCAUUUGUACUCUUCUCAAUCGUAGUAUUGACUAUAUCGACAGUUCAAAUACAGUGAAGUCUAAUACUAGUGAAUAUUACAAUUCAAGGUUUUUUAAGCAUCGUGUUACCCUAACGUGUGAAACACUGAAAUUGAUUAUCCAAUUUCCCAACAAAGCAGGUGUCAACUUCUUUCAACGUAUCUCAGUUCUAGUCACUGUGGAAUUUCUCAUCACAUAUACGUGUUUGCCAGGAAUAGGUAGUUCUUUGGAUUAUUCUUCUAUGAGUGAUGAAUAUGAAAAAGGUUUGAGUAUUUUGUCUUCGGCACUGCUCGAUCGCCUUCAACCUGUACACACUUUGGCUUUGUUACGCACUCCAAACUUUUCUAAUUAUUUAGAAAAUUCAAGUCCAUGUUGGAUCGAAAUGGCUCAAAAGAUUAUACUACAGUGUCAUUCUGAUGAAUUAUUGAUCGAUGAACAGGCAUUCUUACUAAUUCCAACAACUUACACUUUAUUAUUUAACACUUGGACAGUAUUGUACAAUUGUUUGUUGCAAGUCGACAAUUUUGAUGUACUUCAACGUUUGGUGGUUACUUUCGAAAAACGAUUGAUCAUGUUGAAGGAACAAGCACAGUCAGUAGAGGAUUUGAAGACUUUUGAAGUACAGAGAAACCGAUUCUCGCUUCGUGUUUGUGAUUGUCUUUCAGUGUUACCGAAUAACCUUUCAGGCUGUUUCCUUAAAGUCUUCUCUAAUGUUGAUCUAAAAUAUUUGUACGUGAAGGUGUUAAAGGUUGUUUGCACACAGUUAGAAGAACUUUUCCUUAAUACGGAAUUCAUAAUGAUGGUAGCACAACAAGUGAUUCAAUUUCUAGUAGAUGAUCAGUGUACUGUGACAUCUGUACUGAGAACUGAUCUCCUCAAAAUACUUUUACACCUGUUGAUGAAUAAUGAAAAUGGUGAACGAAUACAGAUUGUGAAAUUAUUAUGUUCAGAAAUUAAAUACAAAGAUAAAAGUAUAUUUUAUUUUACACAAAAUACUAUUGAAAAUUCUCCUGAUGAUCGUUUGAAAACACACUGUACAGAAUUUCAGAUUACUGCUGUAGAAAUGGAUGCUAUUUUAGGAAUAGGAGCUUUGGUGAAUAUGUGCACAAAAGAUAUACCAGUAAAGUGUGAAUUAGCUGACUGUAUUAAACCGUUGAUAUUUAUGAAGCCUGAAACGAUAUUAACAGUUCUGAACCAUGAUUCAAUUGCAAGCGGGUCUCAUUUCACUAAAGCCAGUGCGCUUAUUUGUCUGUCGGAGUCAUUAUAUGGUGAAUUAGCGGAAUUUCUGUGGCCAGACUUACAUUCACAUGAGGACUAUUACUGUGAGUUGCUAAUGUGCUUAGUCAACGGAAUCAUGGAUGUGACUCGGAGGUUUGCUCAGGAAUUAUCGAUUGAAGUGUAUGGUUGUUUCAUCAAAUAUGUAUAUAUAACAGCAAAACCGCAAUCACUUAUCAAUUUUUUCCUGAUGGCUACUCCAUGGAGCAAUAUCAUCUUCGAGUAUUUAAAAAGCGAUGACUCAGCAAAUCGUGUUUCAAACUUACCUAUUUCUUUUUUGAAUUUCAUCGAUAUGCUGUUAUCUACAAAAAGUCCUGCAGUUUAUACAAUUAUCAGUAAACGUCAACUUAGGAAAUUAUUAAUGAUGUAUAUUCAUGACGAGGAUUUGCAAAGUUCAAAUUUGAAGAGCCUUCUAAGAAGUAUAUCUGAAAAGAUUGCCUAUCGUGAAUUUGAAGUUUUAGAGGACGCAGAUCAGUUUUGUCUAGAAGUUAUGCUCGAUUCAGAUGAUCAAUUGCCUGCUGCUAGCAUUUCUGAUCGUUUCAUUUCGUUUUAUCGAAAAGUGUUUCUAUCAUGA
Messenger RNA from Trichobilharzia regenti, 3963 nucleotides. The record is from the annotation of a GenBank genome assembly. NCBI's taxonomy places the organism in Eukaryota, Metazoa, Platyhelminthes, Trematoda, Strigeidida, Schistosomatidae.